AUGGUCAGUUCCUUAAGGCCAAUACCACUGAAACCAAAGAUGAGCGAAUCGUUGUGUAGUGUGGCCAACCUACUUGCAAUUGAACACGAUUAUCCAUCAUGUUACAUAUUCAACGAAGCAAUGAAAGUAUUCGGCAGUCGUCUCCUACAUACACGACGUUUGCCAAUGUCAAACGAUGGUGAAAAGACAUCCUGCAGCAUCAAGACACUAAGUGUUGUCAUCACAAGUGGCUGUGAUGAAUCACAGAAUAAGUUAUGGCCUAGUGAACACAUGGAUGAAUCACGUAGGUUUAAUUCUCCUCUUCAUAAUAUGCAUUCAUAA
Trichobilharzia szidati is the source of this 321-nucleotide messenger RNA. NCBI's taxonomy places the organism in Eukaryota, Metazoa, Platyhelminthes, Trematoda, Strigeidida, Schistosomatidae. The record is from the annotation of a GenBank genome assembly.